This is a messenger RNA of Colletotrichum karsti, 1059 nucleotides long. Its product is annotated as alpha beta hydrolase fold-3 domain containing protein. Lineage: Eukaryota; Fungi; Ascomycota; Sordariomycetes; Glomerellales; Glomerellaceae. The record is from RefSeq and is a predicted model, not a curated record. The transcript has 2 exons. Bases 1 to 1059 code for a protein of 352 amino acids. Gene Ontology annotation, molecular function: hydrolase activity.
AUGGCCGACUUCUCUAAGUACGGCGGCCCAAGCGAUGAAUGGUUGGCAGUAGAGGCGGGCCUGCCCCCGGCGCCAACUGACUUACCGGUGCUGGACCGCCAGAAGACGACGAACAAUGUGCGCGAGGAGCAGUCUGUUGAGGCCAUGAAAUUGAUGGCAGACAAAGUCAAAGUGCGCGACUGGACCAUUCCAACACGUGACGGUUCGACCAUCGAAGGUCGAAGCUACCGGUCCAAGGCCGCAGGGGAUGGAGCGUUGCCUGUUUAUCUGUACCUUCACGGCGGGGGAUUUCUCUUUGGUACCGUUAACUCCGAAGAUGCCGCUUGCGCCCGCAUCGCCAUCAGCACCAAUGUCCUCGUUGUGAACGUCAACUACCGACACACGCCUGAGUUCACUUAUCCCACAGCAUGGGAUGAUGUAGAGGAUGGAUUUGUUUGGCUCCAUGCGAACAUCAAGGAGAUCGGCGGCGACCCGAACAAGGUCGUCGUCGGAGGUAUCUCCGCUGGCGGGCAACUGACGGCAUCUUUAGUGCUCGCGCAGCAUUUGGGCAAAACUGGUCAAGGCUUACCGCCAAUUGCUGGCCAGGUCUUGAUCAUACCCUGCUUGGCUCAUCCAGACUGUUGGGACGGCCACUUGAAAAGGCUCAAAGACCCGUCUGUAUCAUCCUACAAAGAGAACGAAAACGCCCCGAUUCUGCCAAGAAGCAUGAUAGACCUGUUCAUUGGCUUACUCAAGAUCGAGAAACCGGACUCCAACGAUCUCAGACUCAACCCUGGCAAUGCCACCUCGGACCAAGUCAAGGGCCUUCCUCCCACAGCGCUUGGUAUUGCUGGUCUGGACCCCUUGCGAGACGAGGGCUUGCUGUAUGCGAAGCAUCUCACUGAGGCUGGGGUCCCCACCGACGUACACAUCUUCAAGGGUGUACCUCAUGGUUUUCGGCGGUUUGGGGAUAAAUUAUCAGAGUCGAAGCACUGGGACGACGUUGUAGAUAACGGGAUCAAGUGGGCGUUGACAAAGCCGGCCGCGACAGGGGAGUUCGUCAUCCGGGAAGCUGCUUGA